Molecule: messenger RNA, 540 nt
Organism: Fusarium odoratissimum NRRL 54006
Lineage: Eukaryota; Fungi; Ascomycota; Sordariomycetes; Hypocreales; Nectriaceae
Exons: 3
Coding region: 1-540 (179 amino acids)
Source: RefSeq, a predicted model, not a curated record
AUGUCUUCUCAACUCCAGGACGUUGCCACUGUUGCGGCACCCGUUGCCCAGAAGGAUAUCAUCUUUCAUGUCACAGCCGACUAUUCUAUUGCCUACUGGUCCAGUCGAGCUCAGGAUGAAACUGUCGGCAGACAGUAUGACUCCGAAGACCUAACUGUCAACGGAGACAACAUCAAGGUCAACAAAGACCUCCCAAUCAUCGCUGCUGUUGCCUAUAAGAACGGAGACGGCCAUGAUGAGGUUCGUGUCUUCUACGUUGACGCCACAAAGUUCUGUCUUCGUGAAGUUCGCCGUAUCGGUGAUGAGAAUUCCAACUGGUCUCAUGGGCGUGUUCUGAACAGCAAAGCCUAUGAGCUGAACGCAAAAAGUGGCCUUACCGCGAAUGUCGUCAACACCGGCAAUGGCAAGACCCAGCUCAAGGUCUACUAUCAGAGGAACUCCAACAGGCUGAGCCUUUCGUACAGCGUCCUCGCCGUCGACAACAAGUGGUCUCUUCAGGAAGAAUGGUCUAACCGAACUGAUGUCACCCAGGCUCAUUGA